Molecule: messenger RNA, 1656 nt
Organism: Brassica napus (rape)
Lineage: Eukaryota; Viridiplantae; Streptophyta; Magnoliopsida; Brassicales; Brassicaceae
Product: mediator of RNA polymerase II transcription subunit 15a-like
Exons: 3
Coding region: 667-1050 (127 amino acids)
Biological process (GO): regulation of DNA-templated transcription
Molecular function (GO): transcription coactivator activity; chromatin DNA binding
Source: RefSeq, a predicted model, not a curated record
UGGAUGGCUCAUAACCAAGAGAUUAUGAUUUGUGAUCUUUCCAUUUAUCUAUGACGGUGUAAUCUCCUAUAUAAAGAACCUCUAUGUUAUGAAUAAAUAUUGACUUUUCUAUUACUUUUAUAACAUAAACCUUUUCCCCAUUUUCGUUCCUGUCUCUCCGCUCGUAGCAAAUCUUGAGCACCCACACAAAUCUCGUCCAUAGGUUUCUGGAUUUGAGGUGACGUUUAUUGAAAUUUUGUUAUUCUCUUGUGGUAUUGGAUGCGAGAGAAGUACUCUCUCCAUUGAAGUUUCUGUCGAUGGAUGAUCUACUUUUUUAAAUAACAAUUAUGAAAUGUGUGAAGUGUUCUACGAGAAUAGAUAAUUAAAACUGGUGCUGAUCAUAUCGGAUAUUUAUUAAUAACAAGUUGUAAUACCUAGGUGGAUUCAUUCUUCUAAUGAGUUUUUUCAUACUCAUCAUCCAUAUCCUGUAAAAAACUCAAUUCAUAUAAAUCCAUUGAGAAGUUCUGAGUGUAAAGAUAAUCCAUAUGCUGUGUGGUAGUUUGUUUCCUGUAAAAUUCUUGGUCAUUGUUUGUGUUUCUUCUCUGUUUUCAUUUAGUUAUGAACCUAUGAUAAGUCUACUUAAUCUACAUACUCUGCUUUUCAUUGCUUGUAAAUGUAGUUUACUUGAUGGAUAAUAACAAUUUGACACCUUCUUUUCCAAAAGGCGAGCCUGCCAUGGACACAUGUGACUGGAGAGCUCAAUUGCCAUCUGAUUCACGUGAGAAGAUCAUCGGCAAGAUAAUGGAAACAAUAAGGAAGCAGCUUCCGUAUUCUGGACCAGAAGAAAUUAAAGAGCUUAGGAGAAUUGCUUCCAAAUUCGAGGAGAAAAUUUUUGGUUGUGCUGCUAAUCAGUUGGAUUACCUUGGAAAAAUAUCCAUAAAGAUGCUGACUAUGGAGAUUACUAAAUGGCAAAGUGCAGCUGGUUCUUCUUCUUUACCUUUUCCUUUACCUAUCCCUGGUGUUUAUAACAGUCUGUCCUUGUAUCCAGGUAUAAGCCCUUCAUGCAUGUAGUAGCAGAUGCUUUUAUUGGUGUGUAAAUUUAACGUAUUAAUCUCUUCAUGUUGUUUCCAAAAAAAAAAAAAAAAACUCUUCAUGUAAGUUAGAUUUAUAUGCUAGUAUAUACCAGAACACAUAAUAAUAACAUGAAAUUUUUUGAGUGUGUUGGAAAUAUUAUCACGAUUCAUUUGUUAGUCGUCUUGUGAAGGUUGUCAUCAGAUGACAAUGGAAGGCCCCAUCAAAGCAGAGCCUGCUGUGAACGCAAGUGACUGGAGAACUUGUCUGCUACCGGAUUCACGCAAGAAGAAUGCCAACAAAAUGUAAGUUCAUUAUGCAUUGUGUGUUUGUCACUCAGAAAUAGUAGUUAUCUUUGCUUGCUUCAAAGCCAGCUUAAUGCUAAAGCUCUGUAGAAAAAUCAAUGUUACAACGUUCUGACAUAUUGCCUGCCUUACGUGAGCAGAAAGGGAACAGUAAAGAAACAUAUUCCAAACCGUGGGAAAGAACGAAACAAAGAGCUCAAGAAAAUUGCUGCCACCUUCGAGGAGUUGAUUUUCAACACUGCUAUUGAUCAGGUUUCAUCAUUCCUAUCAAACAUUGUUUUUGAAAUUAUAUAAAAAUUUC